This is a messenger RNA of Symbiodinium pilosum, 622 nucleotides long. The record is from the annotation of a GenBank genome assembly. Lineage: Eukaryota; Dinophyceae; Suessiales; Symbiodiniaceae.
AUGGACUGUCUUGAGAACUGCCCGCUGCCAGAAUGCCCCAAGAUGGCAGCCAAGGUGAAGGGCAUCAUCCAGUGCAGCGCAAAAUGUGGCUCUGACUUUGCUUGCCGCAGCGCUUGCAAUGUCCCCGUCACGAAGUUUGUGGAGAUGUGCAGCAAUUUCCACAAAACGGAGUUUGAGCACUUCAAGCCACCUCCAGGGCAUGUUCUUGUCUCAAAGUUCCGCGCUUGCCACGAUGGAUGUGCAGGUGAUGCGGAAUGCAUCCAGAAGUGCCCAAAGCCUUUCUGGAUGAAGUUCAAGAAGACAUGUGAGGAGGCCAUUCCCAUCAUGGAAUGCCAUCAGAAGUGUGGCUGUGACCAUGCUUGUCAUGAGAACUGCCCUGUGCCGAGCUGCCCCCAUAUGAAAGCCCAAGUGGAGGAAAGCAUGCGGUGCCAUGGACAGUGCCAAGAUCGCGAGUGUCACCACGCGUGCCCGAAGCCAAUGAAGGCAAUUCUGUCAAAGUGUCAAGUAUUUGAGAAGGUGCAGCAAUGCCACGGGAACUGCACGGACUUCAAUUGCCACCACGAAUGCCCCAAAGCUCACCUCUGGCAUUUCCUUGGGCACCACGACUUUGGCUUCCACCACG